Molecule: messenger RNA, 1315 nt
Organism: Drosophila hydei
Lineage: Eukaryota; Metazoa; Arthropoda; Insecta; Diptera; Drosophilidae
Product: programmed cell death protein 2-like
Cellular component (GO): cytoplasm; nucleus
Source: RefSeq, a predicted model, not a curated record
AUUGUCGCGUUUUCCAUUAGUUUUGGUUUGCACUUAGUAACAGAUAUAUAUUUUGUAUUAUUAUUAUUAUUAUGCGCUGCGUUGUGUUCGUGUCAUUUUCACAGCAAACUAAACUUGAUUGCUUAACAGCACUGAUUUCAUGCGAGCUUACAACACUGCCACUAUCGAUUGAUAUUAGUUUAAGUUAUCGAUGUAUAAUGGGCCAGGGCUGCAGUAAAUGCACGCGCUCUGCUAAAAAGGUAAACACGAGAUGGAUUUUGAUUUGGGAUUUGCCGAAGAGCCAAAUAACCCAGCUUGGCUAAGUAAUCGCUACUUCCCCAGCAAAUUAGGCGGCCAGCCGGCAUGGCUCGAAUUGGAAACGCUGCCAAGCGCAGCACAGCUGAAGUGCAAAGAGUGUCACUCACAAAAAGCAUUUCUCUGUCAGCUUUACGCUGCUUUCGAAGAGGAGUUCAAUUUCCAUCGCAGCAUAUACGUUUUUCUGUGCAGGAACGCAGAAUGCCAGCAGAAUAACAAGGCUGGAAAUUUCACUGUGCUACGCUCACAGCUGCCGCUGAAGAAUAAAUUCUACUCAGAGCAGGAGCCCUCAGAGGAUGGUGAGCCUUUGUCCGCCAUAGCCACUUCGAGGAAACUUUGCGCCGCAUGUGGUUGCUUGGCUCCGCUUGCAUGCAGCCGUUGCAAGAACAUCAAUUACUGUUCUAGCUCUCAUCAGCGCGCACACUGGAAGCAACACAAGCCGAGCUGUGGCACUGGAAAGCCAGCCGCUGCCUUUACACCGCUUCCAGAGAUUGAAUUUCCUCUAUACGAAAUAGUCAUGGAGCGUGAAUCAACAAGUGAAGCAACUGAGAAGGAUGAGCAAGUCUGCUUGGCCGAGUUUGAGGAGCUCUCUGCUAGUGGCCAAACGGGUGAACUACAUGACGUAUCCGAAAAGGAGCUGGAUAAAUUUGGCAGUGCAGCUGCAGCGGAUGACAAGGCUUUUCAAAGCUUUAAGAAACGAAUUGCAGCUGAACCCGAGCAGAUUGUGCGCUACAAACGUCAAGGCGAACCGCUGUGGAUAGCCAAUGUGAAGGACACGAUUGAAAGUCAGCUGCGGGAGUUGCCGAACUGUGCCCAAUGUGGCGGUCCACGACAAUUUGAAUUCCAGAUAAUGCCGCAAAUGUUAACGCUGCUCAAAGACGAGCAUCUAGACUGGGGUGUAUUGGCCAUAUACACUUGUGCGAGCAGCUGCCCCAUUAGCGGCUAUGUGGAAGAGCAUCUGAUUAAACAGGAUAUAGUAGACGCACCAGCAGAAGAUGUGGCUUAAGUUGUUUGGGUUACA